AUGUUACCAAUCAAUUAAAGAUAAGAAUAAUAGCAAGAGGUAUAAUCCCAAAAUAUUAGAGAUUAUCUCCUCAGACUUUAUAUUUAAACGCCUUUGUCAACUAAGUUAAUUUUGAAGCUUAGCAUUGCACUGUUUUUAGUAUAGAGACUUGUAAUAUAUUUUGAUGUUGAUUUUAUCAAAAUAUUUGCGACUUCUCCUGAGUAGACGAUUUCAAAUUAUAAAUUAUAUACAUUUCUAAUUAGUCCUAUGAUAACAACAAGAUAUUUGAGCAUAAUAGUCAACUGCUUCUUCUUUUAUGAAUAAUCAUUUUCUCUCGAAAAAGCCAAGGGUUCAUUGUCUUACUUGCUUGACUUCUUUAUUAAAUGUAUUUUAAUAUAGAUUGUAUUCUUAGUUAUAGCUUCAACUCUUUCACCAUUAUUUACUUCGGAUAAAGUAGAUCCCAAAUUCUAUGGUCUAUUUCCUUUCUGUAUUUAUCUAUUGACUCUUAAAACUCUCAAAGAUAGCAACAAGCCUUGUCUGAUUUUAUUCACUCCCUUCUAAAUCAGAUAGAAAUUUUAUCUCCUUCUCUUACUUAUUCUUCAAUAUAUCUUUACAAGAUAAAUUAGUGAUUUUAUUUCAGCUGUUUUGGUUGGAGCCCUAUAAAUAUAUGUAAUUAGAAAAGAUAUACUUGGAUUCAUAAUCCCAACAUUAGAAACCACAAGCUUUAUAUAUGCUGUAAGGCAAAAUCUUACAGGUUACAUAUCCUAUGAUUAGAGAGAGGAAAUAUUUUAAAUGUUAAACGAAGAAAAUAAAUUAGACAUUUAGGGUACAAUUUCAAGAUAUGAAGACUACCAAGAUGAUGUACUAAUUAAUAAUUUUAGCCAAAAUAGUAAACCAAAUAGUAAUAAUAAUAGUAAUGAUACAAAUAACAGUUCUGAUCAUCAUGAUAAACUUAAUAAUAACAACAACAAUAACAAAAAUAUUACACUUUGA
Molecule: messenger RNA, 972 nt
Organism: Tetrahymena thermophila SB210
Lineage: Eukaryota; Ciliophora; Oligohymenophorea; Hymenostomatida; Tetrahymenidae
Product: transmembrane protein, putative
Exons: 9
Source: RefSeq, a predicted model, not a curated record